This is a messenger RNA of Eriocheir sinensis (Chinese mitten crab), 1343 nucleotides long. RefSeq names its product astacin-like. The transcript has 6 exons. The record is from RefSeq and is a predicted model, not a curated record. Gene Ontology annotation, biological process: proteolysis. Bases 165 to 926 code for a protein of 253 amino acids. Gene Ontology annotation, molecular function: metalloendopeptidase activity; zinc ion binding. NCBI's taxonomy places the organism in Eukaryota, Metazoa, Arthropoda, Malacostraca, Decapoda, Varunidae.
UCAACAACACAAAGUCCACCCACCACCAACCUCCACCGCCCUUACUGCACCUAAAGGGAGGAAGGGACACGGGCAGAAAGGUCACGCUCGGUCUCCUAUCAGGUAUUUAAAGACCGCACAAGGGCGCAAGCAACAUUACGGUAAGACUCCACCUCUACGACAACAUGCUUCGUUUGGUUCUCCUGGCGAUGGCGGCGGCGGCGGUGACGGCCACCCCCACCGUGCCCCUCCAGGCCAAGGCGAUGUACAACUCAGGGCUCUUCCAGGGUGACAUCAAGGGCAUCGCCGGACAGGAGCCCGGGCACGAGAGGGCGGCCAUCCUGGGGGACCAGUACCUGUGGACCAACGGCAUCGUGCCCUACGUCCUUGGCAGCUCCAUCACCUCCAGCCAGCAGACCGUCAUCCUGAACGCCAUUGCGGACUUCCACUCCAAGACCUGCCUCAGAUUCGUCGAAAGGACGACCGAGGCCAACUACAUCGAGAUCGUCUCCAACGACAGCGGGUGCUGGUCGUACGUGGGCAUGCUGGGCGGCAUGCAGCGACUCUCCCUGGAUGUCAACGGCUGCAUCUACGUGGGCACGGCCAUCCACGAGCUGAUGCACGCCGUCGGCUUCUACCACGAGCACUGCCGCAACGACCGUGACGACUACGUCACCAUCCACUACGAAAACGUCCAGGAAGGGUACGCGUACGCCUUCGACAAGGACACGUACUGGCGGUACGUGGGCGAGAACUACAACUACGACAGCAUCAUGCACUACGGCACGUACGCCUUCUCCAUCAACUGGGGCGUCGCGGAGACCAUCGUGCCCACCGACCCCAACGUGGUGCUGGUGGAGGCCUACGACAAGUUCGAGAUGAGGCAGACCGACGCCAACCAGAUCAACAACCUCUACACCAGCGAGUGUGCGCGCCGCAAGGACUAACGUGUAGCCUGCCGCUAUAAAUAUUACUGACACAGACCAAGCACGUAUUUGCCUUCAGCAACCUCCCACGAGUAUACCUGAUGCAGGGAGUGUGGCCGUCAGCGCGGACACACCCCAGACCUAUAGUGUGUAGCUUGCCGCUAUAAACAUUACUGACACAGACCAAGCACGUAUUUGCCUUCAGCAACCUCCCACGAGUAUACCUGAUGCAGGGAGUGUGGCCGUCAGCGCGGACACACCCCAGACCUAUAGUGUGUAGCCUGCCGCUAUAAACAUUACAGACACAGACCAAGCACGUGUUUGCCUUCAACGACCUACCACGAGCAUACCUGAUGCAGGGAGUGUGGCCGUCAGCGCGGACACACCCCAGACCUAUAGUGUGUUGCCUGCCGCUAUAAACAUUACUGACACAGACCA